Periophthalmus magnuspinnatus is the source of this 3780-nucleotide messenger RNA. Its product is annotated as low density lipoprotein receptor adapter protein 1. NCBI's taxonomy places the organism in Eukaryota, Metazoa, Chordata, Actinopteri, Gobiiformes, Gobiidae. The transcript is spliced from 10 exons. The record is from RefSeq and is a predicted model, not a curated record. The coding region runs from base 149 to 985 and encodes 278 amino acids.
CGUUAACACUACACUGUGUCACUUAUUUGGCGCAUCCUCCACGCUGCACGCUGCUGUCGGGGCUCGGGACUGUGCAAAGUGGAGAGAUAGCAGCGGAGACCGGGCAAAGCGGAGAGAGAGCAGCGGAGGAGAGCACACACGCCCCGGGAUGGACGCGCUCAAAUCCGCCGGAAGAGCCAUCAUCAAGAGCCCCGGAGUCCCGCGCCACACCUGGGGAACUUCCAAACACGAGAAGCUGCCGGAGAACUGGACUGACACUAAAGAGACUCUCCUGGAGGGUAUGGUGUUCAAUGUCAAGUACCUGGGUAUGACUCUGGUGGGACAGCCCAAAGGAGAGGACAUGGCCUCUGCAGCCAUACACAGGAUUGUGGCCACAGCCCGAGCCAGCGCCAAGAAGUUCAGAAAAGUUACACUUACAGUUUCACCCAAAGGCAUCGUCAUCACGGAUACAGAGACCACUGACCUCAUAGAAAACGUCUCUAUUUACAGAAUCUCCUACUGCACAGCGGAUAAAACUCAGGACAAAGUGUUUGCUUAUGUGUCCCAGAGUGAGUUCAAUGAGACCCUGGAGUGCCACGCCUUCCUCUGCCAAAAGAGAAAGAUUGCUCAGGCGGUGACAUUAACAGUGGCCCAGGCCUUCAAAGUAGCCCUUGAUCUUUGGGAAAUUGCUCAGGAAGACAAAAACAAAAAGUCCGGGACCUGCCCAUGUUCAUGCUCUGGGAGUAAGAGUCAGACAGAGACAACUGGUGCAGAAGAGGUACAACACAAGCCAGUACAGACAGAAGAGAAGGUGCGGAGACCCUUCUUAGCCGCUUUACUUCACUCUCCUUUACCCCGCAGUAACCCCACACGCAGAAGACCCAUCAAACACGACUCAUGGGAUGUGGAUGACGGUCUGGAGGAUGCAUUUUCAAGCAAUAUGGAGGUGAAGGAGAUGGACACCGACUGCCCGAGUCCAAACCCUGCCCUGACGAUGCAGCUCUGAAGUCUCAGACGCAGCCACAAAACGCUCCUAAACCUGCACUGGGCUCAUGGUGAAUCUGAGGCUCUUCUGUAUUCUCCUCCUGCUGCAGAAAGGCCAUGGAGACUUACCCUUCUUUUAACAAAACUACUUUUCUCUGAGCCAGUGCCAGUUCACACACUCCUCAUUGUAAACAGACAUUCCCCGCUGUACUCUGAUUCACAAACUGCAAGAUGAAAGAUGCUCCUCACAGUGUGUGCGAUAUCGCAAUGGAUUACUGACACUUUGAUUUUUUUAUUAAAGACUUUUUAAGAUCAGAGUCUACCGUUUGAUCCAAACUUUUGAAAACAUCAUCAAGGAUCAUUUGUAAUUUAACUAGAUUAAAUAUUUCUCAUUUUUAUCGUUUGUUUGUUUGAUGAAGCUGCCAGAUCUGUUGGAGAUGUUCCAGUGUAAAGAAAUAGAGAGUGAGUAAACAUGAAUUACUCAGUCUGGUCCCACUGGAGUUUGAUUCAGUAUCCACUUUCAAGUUAGCUGGUGUUUAUUACUACAUAUAUGUGGAUAUAAUAUUAUGAAAAGACCGUUUACUUGCAUAAUUUUAGAAAACAUGCUGAGACAAUUGAGACUUUUCUAUAUUUUGCCCUUAAGAUUAUUUUAACCACAUGUCCUCUAUGUUUAUUCUUUGUUUUGAAGUAAUAUUUUCCAUAAUGUUACCAAUAAAACCUAAUGUAAAAAGUAUAAUAUAUUUAUAUAAACACCUCCAAGUUACAGUACUUUCUGUAUUUUCUAUCAAUUGUACUAUUAUGUGUUAAUUAUAUACCAUGAGACUAGUAAGAGAAUUACUAUUAUCAGGUCUGUGCAUUGUUUUAAUAUUGUUUCUUGUAUCUCAGUAUUACGACUCUUUUGUAGAGCUCCAUCAGUCAUUUAAAUAAUGUACGACCAAACUACUUCUUUUUUUAUUAUUGUCAAACUGCUCUGUGUUGCCACUCAGUAAUUAGUUUAAUAAUUGACUCAAACGUUACACUGAGCAACUUUUACAGGAAAUGUACAUUCUACUCAAACAGAUUACCCCCAUUGACGACAAUUAACUGUGUUACAUGUGAGCUCCACCUCUGUUGACUCUCAAAACUCAUGUCUAUGUAACAUUCUGGUGAGGGGUUCUGUCACCUGCCUGUCUGCAAGGAUUUAUCGCUUUGUCUGGAAUGUUCCGAAGUAUGGCAUUAAUCUAAUCUAUCAUAUAUGUUCAAUUAUAAGUGUUUUGUUGCUUAAGCAAUACCUUGAAAAAUAAUACACUCAAAGGCAGGGUCGCCUUUCCACAGAUCAGACCUGUAACUUGGCAUGUUACAUAGUGAACCUUUAACUUCUCAACCUUUUAUUUUUAUCUCCUGUUAAGGACACAUUUUGGCCCAGACCAGCUGCAGUGGCCCUUGCCAACACCACAGUUGGGAAUAAUAGUGAUGAAGAGGGGGAGGCGGAGUCAGGCGAUGCUGUUGUUGUCAUGACACCCACUGCAGAGUAAUUGAACUGCUUAUCAGGUUAUUGCCAUGAAGCUUAAAUUGUACUAUUAUACGAAAGAUAGCAAGCAGUAUGGAGUGGAAUGAGCAUUUCAGAUCAGAUCAAAUAAUUAUCCACAAACAAGACAUACUAAAAGUCAAGGUCAACAGAGGUCAUGAUAGAAUUUCAUCGACAAUAACAGUAUGUUCUAUGGCACACUUAUUUUUCUUCAAUAAACCACCAUUUGUCUGGUCAUAUAUUGAUGUGUGGAUGAUUUAGUACAAGCUUAUCUAUUCCAGGAGGCGUGGACACUCAGAAGUGUUAUGGAAAUUAGAUUUGAUUUACACUCAAAAAUAUAAAAUUUGGUGUAUUACCAAAGUUUAGUAUUUUUCAUGCAAGUGGAGAGAACCUUGCUUGUCUCCAUGGAGAUGUUAUUGCUUUGCCUGGAAUGUUACACAGCAUCUCAUUAAAGUUAUCAGUCUCUAAGUCAAUUAACAGGUUAGAUCUGUGGAGAGGGGUGACCCCACUCACAGUAAGAAUUCGCAUUUUUCAAGUAUAUUUGAACAACAAAAACACCUAUAAUAAAAUGUAUGCAGAUAUAAAGAGGUUUGAUGCUAUACUGUGGAACAUUCCAAAGCAAAUCAAUAUCAUGCAGUAAUAUUUCCAUGGAAAAAAAGCAGACCCUUAAACAGAAGUUAUAUAAUGCAAGGGCAGAAUUCUACCUUGAUGAUAAUGGCGAUAUUUAUGACUACUUAAAUUUAUCUAGAAAUGUCACUUUUGGGAUCCAUCAUUGAAUCUACCCUUUAGCAAAACAGUGUGUCUAAACUGCAUUCAUAGAAACAUUUUACCAUUUUAUUUUUUUAAAAGCAUUACAGGCAAUAGUAAAUUUAUGUAACUGUGGGAUUAUGUAACCUUUUUAAUUUUAAUUAUACCAGUGCAUUAGAAAAUGAACUGGCGAGUCACCCAACCUUUCUAUUCAGUCAGGUUGGGCACAAGCUCACACCAUAUUGCAUUUUGUUGGUUUCUCAUCCCAAGUGCUCAUGACUUCAAAGAUCUGACAAUGCUGAUGAUGGUUGCAAUUCCAUAUGAAAUUCAUGUACACUCACUACUUGCUUUUAAUGACUAUAUGGUUAUCUAAAGGAAUAUAUCUGAUAGACUACUACUUACAGUUUACAGUAUUUGGUGCUUAGUUUGUACUAUGCAAUUAGUAGGUUUUGAAAAUUGUUAUAUUGUAAUACCAGAUAUUUGUAUAUAUCACAUCUCCCAUGUUAAAAUUGUACAUAAGGUAUAAAUAUCAUGGUUUGGUUUCUGCACAAUAAAAUUUGUAU